This is a messenger RNA of Malassezia restricta, 2040 nucleotides long. Its product is annotated as translocation protein SEC63. Bases 1 to 2040 code for a protein of 679 amino acids. Gene Ontology annotation, molecular function: RNA binding; transmembrane protein transporter activity. The transcript is spliced from 2 exons. Lineage: Eukaryota; Fungi; Basidiomycota; Malasseziomycetes; Malasseziales; Malasseziaceae. Gene Ontology annotation, biological process: post-translational protein targeting to endoplasmic reticulum membrane; SRP-dependent cotranslational protein targeting to membrane. The record is from RefSeq and is a predicted model, not a curated record. Gene Ontology annotation, cellular component: Sec62/Sec63 complex.
AUGUCAGGAUAUAAAUAUGAUGAGGAAGGUGGCCAGUUCACGACGUUUGCACUGACGGCCUUCCUUGCCUUUAUGGUGCCGUAUACGUACCGCUCUCUCCGACCCAAGCGCGAUCCAGCGAUUAUCCAUGGCUGGCUGGACCAGCGUGGCCACAAGCACAGUCAUGUUCAAAAGCUCAUGCGCACGUCGCCCAUCUCGUCGAUCGUGCGUGGCUUGAUUCUGGUGUGUGGCUGGGCUGCCGUGGCAUAUUUGUUCCAGCGCGUCAUUCAAGUGGCCAAGAACUCUGGCUUUGUUGCAUACGAUCCAUUUUCGAUUCUCGGCAUUGCCACCUCUGCAACGGAGCGUGAAAUCCGCCGCCAGUAUCGCCGUCUGAGCUUGGAGUUCCAUCCCGACAAAGUGAGCAGUGACUCGAAUAAGACCAAAGAAGAGAUUGAAUCCCACUAUAUCGAGAUUACCAAAGCGUACAAGUCGCUUACCGAUGAAGCUACGCGUAAGAAUUAUGAGGAAUACGGCAACCCGGAUGGCCGCCAAGAAAUGACCAUGGGUAUUGCGCUGCCGACGUGGAUUGUCGACAGCAAACACAAUGUGCUCGUGCUUCUGGUGUACGGCCUCAUCUUUGGUGUGGGUCUGCCUCUUCUUGUCGCGCGCUGGUGGUACGGUUCGCGUUCGCGAACAAAAGACGGCGUCCUCAACGCCACAGCGCUUUCGUUCUUUUUGCGUCUGAAGCCUAGCACCCAUGUGGAUGACAUUCCACGCAUGAUGGCUGAAACGGAAGAGUUUUCCAAAGACUUUGUGGAUCGCUUGCGUGAGAGGGAUUUGCCUGCGUACAAUGAGCUUGAGAAGCGCACAUUGAAUGCAUAUCGUGAGCUGCGUGAUGCCGACCUGGUGACAAACGACGUGCCAGAGAACGUGCGCCGCGCCUUGGUUCUUCUCACAGCGUACCAAUACCGUAUCGACUCGGGUAAUGCUAAUGUGGAACAAAUCAAGCUGGAGAUGGGCCAUUAUGCCGAAAAGAUGCUUAUGAGCCUGUUGGCCAUAAGCACUGCUCAUAACCGUCUCGAACAGUCGAACGAAAUUCGUCACCUGCUUCCUCACUUUGUGCAAGCUGUCCCACUCCACGGCGGCCGUGUGUCGGAGCUUCUCCAGCUGCCUUACAUGACACUGUCGCUGGCCAAGUCGCUCGUGCCCCUUGAGGCCGUUGUCAAGCAUGGCUUGCAGGGUUUGUGGAAAGUACCUGAUGCAGAACGUCGUGCUAUUCUUAUGCGUGACAAGGACGGCUUGACUGAGGAACAAUACACCACGUGUAUGCGUGCAUUGGGCGAAUGGCCGCGCCUUGAGUUGGUGGACGCGUACUAUACCGUGGUGGGCGAGGAGCAAGUGAACGCUGGCUCCCUCAUGCACCUCGUCUUAAAGUUGCGUCUGCUUCCAUUGAAGCGGGACGGCUCGCUCCUUCGCAAUGGACGCCGUCUUGAUGCACGCGACAAAAAGUAUGGCGAAGACUGUGUGCGUCCCGGCACACUGGAGGCAGAUACGCUCAACGAAGCCAAUGCCGGUCGCGAGCCCAUGGGCUACGUCCAUGCGCCGUACUUUUUGGAAGAGCGUGUGCCUGGUUGGUUCAUGCAGAUGGGCGAUCCCAAAUCUGAUCAUCUUAUCAUGUCGCCGACUCGCUUUGGUGACAUGAGCACUACGCAACUACGUAUCGUCACGGCACCCAUCAUUGCGCCGCCCGAGUCAGGUGUCUACACUUUCCAAGUCGAGGUCAACUCCGACUCGUACCUGGGUUCGCGUGUCGUCAAGGUCAUGAAACUGACGGUGUCGGAGCCCAUCGUGCCUCGACCCGAUGAGGAGGACGAGAUUUCCGACCCUGAAGAGGAUACCAUUGCGGGUCAGAUGGCCCUCAUGCGUGGCGAGCGCGUGAAGCCCUCUAAUGUCGUAUACGAGGACGACGAUGACGAGGACGAGGACGACGAUGAAGGCGACGAUGACGACGAAGAAGAUGACGCACGUCCUCACGACGAUAGCGACUCGGAUUCAGACUAG